CUCAGUUGAUAUAUUUCAAUAAAAAGGAAGCACACGAUAAAACAAAGACCAACCAGGGUAACAGAAACUUGCUCAAGAGCAUAUCUCAAAUAUGCAACGGAAAUUAUAAAUUGUGAGAGAAAAAUGCACAUUCACUGGCUUUGAAAAGUGGCCAUUGUUUUCAAAAGGGAGGCCCAUUCCUUUGAUUGAUAGCCCCAAAGGAGGCAGACUUUGAGUUGGGGCGGCAGUUUCUAUACAGGAUAUCCUCCAAAGGAACUGCACAGUCGGUGUCCCUCUGCUCUGAUGGUGUAACUACCACAUCCUCUGAGAGUUCACAUCUCUUCCAUCUCUCAAGUAUUAAAGGUGGCAUAAAAGGUGCACCAGCAAGUUGAUCUUGCAGAGAGUUGUUGGUGAUGAAUGAUGGAGGAAGCCUUGGUGACAGUGAAAGUCAGGCUUCUCAUAGAUUAUAGCACAGUCAUUUACUCAGAACAUUUCUGAAGGAAAAUAUUGCUUGGUCAAAGUGGCAAGGGAGGAAAGAAACACACCCACUCUGGAGAAUACUGUGAAAGCAAAGAAGGACAGUUUUUUAAUGUGAAUUGCUCAGGCUUCUUUUAAUAAGGAUUAUCAUUUUAGAACAGGAAUUGCAACGUUAAACAAAUUUCAGAAAGUUUGAAGGAUGUAAGUGAUCUCUGUUGCGGAAGAGCAAAGAGCUGCAACUGUCAAAACUUCAAUACAUUUUGUUUUAUAAAAAAUAAUUUAUGAGUACAUAGACCUGUCAAAAAAGGAGAGGGAAAAAAACACCAAGAAAGUAACCUUGCAGGAAAUAGGAAGUGUGGUGAAUGACAGAGUUGAUAGGAUGGCAAUUUUUUUAAAGAAAUAGUUGGGCUUCUUAAGAGUACUAGCAAUGUCAACCAAGCCCCUUGAUUAAUGAGGUUGUUACUGGGACAGUGGGAAAACCAUUCAACUUGUCACAGGGUGGACUGAUGGAUCAGGCACACCAACUAUGAGCAUGAAGUAGCUGUCAACGUUGGUCAGAAUUAUUUUCUAACAAGAACUACAUACUUUAUUCUGACACCAGACGGCUGUGUUAAUUUAGUUUUGUUAGUCAGAAGAAUGGAUUGAUAUUAUUUAUUGAGGACAAAAUGCUGGAUGUCACUCCUCGGCUGCUUUAUUGUUGAGGUUAUGAGGUUUUGCAGAAAGAGUGAAAAUAGUCUUUAAUGAGGACUGGGUGUUUGAUUUGGCUAACUAUUUUGUUAUCAAUGGCUUAGAACAUUGUGGAAGAUGUUCUUUUACAAGAAGUGCAUAUUUUAAGUUGGCAAGUCAACAUGUAAUUGAAAAACCUGCUGCUUAUAAGAAGGAAUUUAUUGGAAUACAUGGAGAAAAGAACAAUGCUUCAAUAUUAAUUUUUCAAGUACAUGUUCAUAUACAUGUUCAAAUGGACUGUUUUGAUUAGUCAUUUAGUCUUAGCUUUUUACAUUUCCAUUGCUGUGCACAGAGCGUUGUUUGAUUUAAUUAGUGUCUGACAGAAACUGCAAGUAUAGUACUUGGCCAUCGCAAAUAUGCUGAAGCAAUUCAUGGGGGACAUUUUCUGAAAGCACACACAAGACACGAGCCAAACUGUCUCCUGUUGUCUCAGCAUGUUACGUUGUAGGUGGCGCUUGGGUUCCCAAGCAAUGAGGGAGAUGUUUGGCGUGAUCCUCCUCCUGGCCAGCUUGUCUGUGCUCAUCACUUACCAGAUCAGCAAAGGACUGCUUCAGAAGACCUCAGAUGGGGUACUGGAGCUACAGAUACAAGUGGACCAGAGGUUUCAUGAGUUAAGACGCGUGCUUCAUACGUCACGCCAUGGUGAAGGUGGCGGUGCUGGAGCACCUGCUGAGGUGGUGCCCAGAGAAAAUGUGACAUUUAAUUCGGGGACCCUAGGUCGGAGGUUACGGCUGUAUCGGCAAGAUGGCAUCCAAAGGCAGAUCACUCCACUGUACAGGAAACUGAAAAAG
Lingula anatina is the source of this 1973-nucleotide messenger RNA. Its product is annotated as cadherin-like and PC-esterase domain-containing protein 1. The record is from RefSeq and is a predicted model, not a curated record. Lineage: Eukaryota; Metazoa; Brachiopoda; Lingulata; Lingulida; Lingulidae. Gene Ontology annotation, biological process: protein modification process.